AUGGCAGACACAGUGUCAUCGCCGCCAAAGUCCGUCCACACAAUUGUGCUGGACGCUGGUCCCAUCAUCAAGAAUACCCCGCCGUUGUCCACCCUGCUCGCUCAAUGCGACGAGAUUGUCACCACCCCGUCAGUGGUGAACGAAAUUCGUGAUCCUGACGCCCGCGCUCGAGUCGAGACCCUCUACCUGCCCUUCCUGAAACAGCGAACUCCGAACCCCAACAGCUUCAAUGUUAUCAGCGAGUUUGCUCGCAAGACUGGUGACCGAUCCGUGCUGAGUCGAGUCGAUAUUGAAGUGCUGGCGCUUGCAUAUGAAAUCGAGUGUGAGCGUAAUGGUGGUGAUUGGCGUCUGCGAAGUGUUCCCGGCCAGAAGCGAGUCAAUGGAAGACCACCCGUCAAAGAGGAGGACAAGAAGGAUGAAACAGACUCUACUGCGAAGGAAAGCGCCGACGAUGCUGUCGAAGUCGUUGUAAACGAUGCCACCGAGGAGUCCAAGGAAGAAAAGACUGCAUCCGUACAAGAAGCCGAGUAUGCAGCAGAGAGCGCCACGAUUGAGCCUCCAGCUGGCGACGAUACCCCCGAGGAGAGCAAGGGUGAGAUCGAGAAUGAGCAGGAGGAUGAAGAUGAUGCUGCCGAUUCGGACGGCGAAUGGAUCACGCCCACCAACUACAAGAAGCGGCUGGCCCGCGAUGAAAGUGGUUCCUCAGGACCUGGAUCCGAGCCGAAGACCAUGCAGGUCGCAACCAUGACCACCGAUUUUGCGUGCCAAAACGUUCUGCUGCAGAUGAACCUCAACCUGUUGUCGACGACCACGCUUCAGCGAGUCCAGCAUCUCAAGUCAUUCAUCAAGCGCUGCCAUGCCUGCUUCCUGACCACCAAGGAAAUGAACAAGCAGUUCUGUCCUCGCUGCGGUAGAGACACGCUUACACGUGUCUCGUGCACGACGACUGCGAACGGACAAUUUACCAUGCAUCUGAAGAAGAACAUGCAGUGGAACAACCGAGGCAACCGUUUCAGCGUUCCCAAGCCCGUUGCUGGCAGCUCCAACGGCAAGUGGAAGGGCGGCGGUGGAAAGGGAGGAUGGGGAACCGAGCUCAUUCUCGCCGAGGACCAGAAGGAGUAUGUCCGAUCCGCCGUCGAAGAAGAACGACGCCAGCGCCGUGAACGGGAUCUCAUGGACGAGGAUUACCUUCCUGGCAUCCUAACUGGUGAGCGUAACAAGUCUGGCGGCCGUAUCAAGGUCGGCGCCGGCCGGAACAUCAACUCGAGGAAGCGCUAA
Molecule: messenger RNA, 1278 nt
Organism: Penicillium daleae
Lineage: Eukaryota; Fungi; Ascomycota; Eurotiomycetes; Eurotiales; Aspergillaceae
Product: rRNA-binding endoribonuclease
Exons: 2
Coding region: 1-1278 (425 amino acids)
Biological process (GO): maturation of SSU-rRNA; ribosomal small subunit biogenesis
Cellular component (GO): preribosome, small subunit precursor
Molecular function (GO): RNA endonuclease activity
Source: RefSeq, a predicted model, not a curated record